Glarea lozoyensis ATCC 20868 is the source of this 2490-nucleotide messenger RNA. Its product is annotated as P-loop containing nucleoside triphosphate hydrolase. The coding region runs from base 1 to 2490 and encodes 829 amino acids. NCBI's taxonomy places the organism in Eukaryota, Fungi, Ascomycota, Leotiomycetes, Helotiales, Helotiaceae. Gene Ontology annotation, biological process: signal transduction. Gene Ontology annotation, cellular component: plasma membrane. The record is from RefSeq and is a predicted model, not a curated record. The transcript is spliced from 7 exons. Gene Ontology annotation, molecular function: GTPase activity; GDP binding; protein binding.
AUGGCUGGUAUGGUCCUAUACAAACUGGUCGUGUUAGGGGAUGGAGGCGUUGGUAAAUCGGCAUUGACCAUCCAGCUCACCUUAGAACACUUUGUUGAAACAUACGAACCGACUAUUGAAGACUCUUAUCGUAAACAGGUCAUAAUCGACGGAAAACCCUGCAUGCUCGAAAUAUUGGACACUGCCGGUCAAGAAGAGUAUACGGCUCUGCGAGAUGCAUGGAUCAGUGAUGGUGAUGGCUUUGUGCUUGUUUACUCUAUCACGAGUCGAUCCUCAUUCACAAGAAUAAAGAAAUUCCAUCAUCAAAUCAAGAGCGUGAAGGAGAGGGACGCACAUCCAAACCUCACGAUCACAAGUCCAGUAUGCCUGGUGGGAAACAAAUGUGACCGCGUCACAGAGAGAGAAGUUUCGGUGCAAGAAGGGCUUGCACUAGCCAACGAGCUUGGAUGUAGCUUUGUGGAGGCAUCGGCGAAGAAUAAUUUCAACACUGAGAAAAUGUUUUACGAUACCGCCCGUGUGAUAAGAAGCGAAAGGAUUAAAGUGGCCUCCAGCCAGGCCCGGUCGGGACAAUCAACAUCUCCGCGAAGUUCCCAUGGGACAUCAUAUCAAGUCAGGCGAAGUUGGUGGAGAAAGAGCAUUUUCAUAGAACCCAACGAAGGCCAGACCGAGGCAGGCCGGAAGAGACUGACGUAUUCGCUCGUUGAUGCAGCUAAGUCGAACCUUGAGCGAGAAGUACUUGCUUUUCUUGACGCUGGGGCAGAUAUUGACGGUCAGCCUGGACCAGAUGGAGCUGCCAUACAUGCGGCAUCCGUAUCUGGGCAUGCAAACAUUGUCAAUAUCCUAAUCAAACGAGGAACAGCUAUCAAUGCUAAAGGUCCUCCCGGAACAUCGCCGCUCCAGAUUGCGGCAGCAGAAGGCCAUUUGCCUGUAGUUAGAUUACUGAUUCAUAAAGGUACUCAAAUCGAUCAAACAAGUCAACUCCAUGGCCGCGCACUUUCUGCUGCGUCGUCUCGCGGACGGCUCGAAGUGGUACGGUACCUCCUCAAAAAGAAAGCUGAUGUCAAUGUUGACGGGGGACCAUAUGGUAACGCUCUACAAGCAGCUGCUUGGGCUGGAAAAGCACCUAUAGUAGAGCUCUUACUCGGAUCUGGUGCGGACAUCAAUGCCAGAGGUGCGGGAGGGUGUACUGCAUUACAAAUCGCUGCUUUUGGAGGCCACUCAAGCGUGAUUCGCAGCUUGCUCAAGCUCGGAGGUGCAAUUAAUAUAAAUGCGCAAGGGGCCCUCAUGAUUCUGAUUGAAUCCGGAGCUCGUGAUCCUUUGAAGUCUGUGGAGGAUAAACUCGGCCAAGAGAGGAGUGAUAGUGAAGCCAGAAAGUCAUUACAGGCUAGUAACAACUCAGCAGUGCUUAGACAGAUUUCUGGAACUAAGGACUAUACACAUGAGGAAGUUGUCUCUGUGGCACCGUUGAUCGAGGCAAACGAUAUUACUAUUCCCGUCGUUGAAGUACUUGCAAAGUCUAUGACCAGAUCAACGGCAAUUGCAAAAGACCCAACUUCCCAACCUUCGGUACGGCGGCCGCAUAUUAACUCGACUGGCUUUUCACAUAUCUUCGAUCCUGGGGACGCCGUGGUUGAUAUUAUAUUCGUUCAUGGUCUUCAGGGACAUCCUGAGCAGACAUGGACCUACCAGCCACAGUUGUUGAAGAAACGGUUCUCCCUAUCAUCAACCUCGAGACUAACAUUCGGCAACCAGCAAAAUGUGUUUUGGCCAUAUGAUCUUCUCGCUCAUGAAGACUCUUUUGCUAAGGCGCGAAUCUUGACUUGGGGUUAUGACAGUAAGGUCAUUACCGAAUUUUUCGGGACAAGCAACCAACACAACAUAUCACAGCAUGGAAAUGAUCUUAUGAUUGCGUUGCAACAAGAACGUAAACACAAUCCAUCUCGUCCCCUUAUUUUCGUGGCACACAGUUUGGGGGGUAUCCUGGUCAAAGUGGCCUUAGAUAGCUCGAAGCGAUCAGUACAUCAACCUCAAUAUUUGCCAAUAUAUACCUCUACCAAAGCGAUUCUGUUUCUCGGAACUCCUCAUGGCGGAAGUACCUCAACAAGCUGGGGGCUUUUAGCAAGUAAUCUGACCAAAUUUGCGCUCCAGAGCCCGUCUGAGAAGGUCUUAAAAGGCUUAAACGCAAACAGCGAACUGCUCGAGAAUUUAAGAAAGGUCUUUUUACAGAUGCUCGAGGACAACAAGUUCAUGAUCCACUCAUUUUUCGAGACGAAGCCCAUGUCAGGACUGUAUGGGCUUCAAGAUAGGGUUGUACCCUAUGAAUCAGCCCUAGUAGGUCAUGCGAGACAGGAGAUUGUACGAGGAAUUAAUGGGAACCAUUCCGAAAUUUGUAAGUUCAAGGACGCAACCGACCCUGGAUAUAAAGCCGUUUCUGGCGCUCUCGAGGACUAUAUUUUGGCGCUUAGGCAGGAGGUAGGAUUGGUUGUGUGA